Molecule: messenger RNA, 1191 nt
Organism: Fonsecaea erecta
Lineage: Eukaryota; Fungi; Ascomycota; Eurotiomycetes; Chaetothyriales; Herpotrichiellaceae
Exons: 1
Coding region: 1-1191 (396 amino acids)
Biological process (GO): branched-chain amino acid catabolic process
Molecular function (GO): oxidoreductase activity, acting on the aldehyde or oxo group of donors, disulfide as acceptor
Source: RefSeq, a predicted model, not a curated record
AUGAAGUUUCAAAAUCCAGCCGAGGAGAGCGCCAUGCCUACUUACCGAAUAAUGGAUGCAGACGGCAACAUUGUGGACAAUACCAGAGAUCCACAGUCUGCGUCUAACGAAGAAAUCAUUCAAUGGUACCGCAAUAUGUUAACUGUCAGCAUCAUGGAUUUGAUCAUGUUCGAUGCGCAAAGGCAGGGCCGGACCAGCUUCUAUAUGGUCUCUGCGGGCGAAGAGGGUAUUGCUGUGGGAUCAGCCUCGGCACUAUCGCCGGAAGAUGUCUGUUUCCUGCAGUAUCGCGAACAAGGAGUGCUCGUCCAAAGAGGCUUCACACUCAAGGAAAUGAUGAGCCAGCUAUUUGCAAACAAAGACGACCACGGUAAAGGACGAAAUAUGCCGGUGCACUAUGGCAGUGGGAAGCUUCACGUGCACACUAUUUCAAGUCCCCUCGCAACUCAGAUUCCCCAAGCGUCUGGGGCUGCAUAUGCGUUGAAAUUGCAGAGACUCAUUAACCCGAAUGUUCCCCCACGAAUUGUCGCUUGUUACUUUGGGGAGGGCGCGGCGAGUGAAGGGGAUUUCCAUGCAGCAUUAAACAUCGCCGCCACAAAAUCAUGCCCUAUUGUAUUCGUCUGCCGCAAUAAUGGCUUCGCUAUUUCGACGGCCAGCAUCGAGCAGUACAAAGGAGACGGCAUUGCUAGUCGAGGACUCGGGUAUGGCAUCGAUACCAUCCGGGUGGACGGCAACGACAUCUUUGCCGUGAGGGAGGUGAUGCUGGAAGCCAGGAAACGGGCGCUUGAAGGCGAUUGCAAGCCUAUCCUGGUGGAAGCCAUGAGUUACCGCGUCAGUCAUCACAGCACCAGCGACGACAGUUUUGCGUAUCGAGCCAAGAGAGAGGUGGAGGAGUGGAAACGAAGAGACAACCCCAUCACCCGGCUACGCAAGUGGAUGGAAAAGAAAGGCAUCUGGGACGAAGACAAGGAGAAAGAAGCAAGGGCGUCCAUACGCAAAGAAGUCUUGCGCGAGUUUUCGGCCGCAGAAAAGGUCAAGAAACCACCGGUACGAGCCAUGUUCGAAGACGUCUAUGAAGAGAUCACUCCAGAGGCUCGAGCCCAGAUGAAGGAACUCAAACGGAUCAUCGAGAAGUAUCCGAAAGAGUAUAGCAGCAUUUCCCAGCAUGAGGGAGGAGUCAAGACUCUCGAGUGA